Messenger RNA from Astrephomene gubernaculifera, 1654 nucleotides. The record is from the annotation of a GenBank genome assembly. NCBI's taxonomy places the organism in Eukaryota, Viridiplantae, Chlorophyta, Chlorophyceae, Chlamydomonadales, Astrephomenaceae.
CUGUUCAUGCGUUGUACUCAAAUGGCUGCAUUAGUUCGUUCCUGCAAAUUUUGUGCUGACCUUGCGCUGUCGUGUUAUGGACCACUUGGCAGGCUCAAAGCACUCAAGGCCGCUCCUAAUACCCCCGCCAGCGUGUUUACCUCCACGAGUGGCCCCUUGUUCCAGGGCGUGCGCCCAACGCACCCGUUUGAGCAGCUGCUGGCGUCUGGGACAGCGCAGGCACAGCAUGCACAGUUCGGUGAUGGGGGUCUGUCAUGCACCUUCCUCGCGGCCAGGCUCGUGCAGGCGGCACUGCAGGGGGCGUCCACACGCCGGGAUAUCCACGAGGCUUGCUGUACCCUGCAGGCAGUCGGGGACAGGCUACAAGAGUCCUUAGCUGGUAUUGCAAGCUCCGUGCCUCAGGACUGUUCGCUAAAGCAACUCCUGGGCCUGUGCCGAGGCGUCGUGCGGCCCAAACUGGGUUGCCUGCUUGACGACGGCGAGCUGGAGCAGCUAGUGGCGCUACUGGUGGAGGCCUUCGUGCUCACCCUGCCAGACGCGCACCCUGCCGGCGACCCGACCGCAGUGCCGCCUGCCAUGCGUGUGGCGCUGCACACGCUCCGGGGGGCACCCUUGGGCGACAGCCGCGUGGUGAGGGGCGUGGUGCUGCCGGCUGACGACCUGCCGCCGGGCGCCCUGCGUCUGCUGCGGCCCGCUGAGCCGGCGGGUGCGGGUGCUGCAGACGCCGCGGGUGCCGGCGGGUUCGCGGUUGGGGAGGUGGGCUUGCUGCUGUUCAGCGGGGCGCUGGACACGCGCGCGAGCCAGCAUGACAGUACCGCGCCAGCGGCUGCCGCCGGUGCUGUGGUGGUGGUGCAGGAGCAGAGCACGGCGGCGCAAGAUGACGUCGAGGAUGAGGAGCUGGAGCGGCUGGUGGAGGCGCUCAGCCAGCUGCUGAGCUGCAUGCGGGAUGUGCGGCUUCUGAUGUGUCAAAAGGGCAUUCACCCGGCAAUCCAGGCAUGGCUUCUCUCCAGGGGCGUCGUCCCCGUACAGCGGCUGGGGACCGCCUGCGUCUCCUCCCUGUCGCUGGCUAGCGGCUGCGUCCCGCUGGAGGGCCUCCUAGACGUGACGAGCGUUGCCCCAGGGCGUGGCUUCUGCCAUGUCACUGUUGACGUAGAGGCUAUCAAUGGAGUACAGCUGGUGAAGGUGCAGUCCGCGGCUGCUAGCAGGCACACCUCGUGUGCAGCGGCAACACUAGUUCUGGGCUGUCCGUCGGAUGCGGUCAUCGAACAUAUCAAGCACGCGACGGAGAGCGCACUAAAGCUGCUCCGCGUUACCAUGGGGCAGGCGCCUGCUGCCGUGCCUGGGUGCGGCUUCACUGAGCAGUCACUUGCCAAGGACCUUGAAGAAUGGUCGACCAAGAUUCCAGGACACACGGGCCGACAGGUGACACUUAUCAAGGCAACGGCACAGGCACUUCGGGACAUUGCUCGUGCAUCCACGCCACAAGAGUCAGAUAGACUGGUACAAGGGAGUUUACAUCUCGCCGUUUGCAACAGCCACAAGAUCAUCUUCGACUCAUACCCGUGCAAAGCAGCAGCCCUCCAACGAGCGGUCUAUGUGGCUAUACAGCUCGCUAAGCUGUCAUGCCAGAGCUUGUAAGGUCUAGAAAAGGCUA